Molecule: messenger RNA, 1452 nt
Organism: Aureobasidium subglaciale EXF-2481
Lineage: Eukaryota; Fungi; Ascomycota; Dothideomycetes; Dothideales; Saccotheciaceae
Exons: 1
Coding region: 1-1452 (483 amino acids)
Source: RefSeq, a predicted model, not a curated record
AUGAACACUAUGGACAACGCGUCGCACUCACGUGCCAAUUCUGUGGAUCAACACACUUAUGCACUCAUCCUGGAGCACAUCCUCAAUGACCCUGCCACCUACGAGCUCCCUCUGCGCACCAUGUACACCAUCAACUCGACGCCUGCAACACGUGCUGGUCACUCUUUCUCCCACUCACGUACGCGCGAGAACUCAAUCGACUCGCGUGCCGGCGAUUCGCCAACUUCGCCAAACUUCCCCUUCCGCAACGACACUGCCGAGGAAUCAUUGACGACAAACCUGAUGGCUCAGAUGGCUAGCCUUCCCUCGCAGCCCACCUCGCUACCACCUUCAUUCAUCACUGCCUUCUUGCGCAAAGCCUUCUCGUCCGAUCUUCGCUUCGUCGACUUCCCUCAAUCAUUGACCGGCCUCGACUACCUCAAGGACCUCGAGACCAGAAGACGCAGAGAAGUCGGUGCCGCCUUGGAGUGUCUGGGCAUCAGCCGCGACACUAUCGGUGCCGCGGAGGAGGAGUUAUCCAAACGCUACCCCGGCGUCCUCUCGUGGUUUCGCACGCUUGAAGAGAAGGAACGCAAGAUUGAGGCUCUAUACACACAGCUCUAUGUCGCCCUCCGUCGCUGGGUUCUCAUCAACGAGCUUUCUUUGACUCCCUUCAACAAGCACAACUGUGUCGCCAUGCUCAACACCCUAUACCCUCCCAUCGUCUCUAGCCGGCCCACUUCUAAACUCACCCCUGGCAUCCUGAAGAAGCAACGCGACACUUUCUUCAAGUACAUCCAAGCUGUCGAGAAGAGCGGUCCCUCAGUCUUGGUCAACCUAAUCCAACAAGGCAAGAAGCCUACCGACGAGAAUGGCUGGGCCUCGACUCGCAACACCCUCGACAUGUACCUGCAGGUUGCCAACAGUCUGAUCUCUGAAUGCCAGGAGAUUCUUUACACCGACACCGAUUCUAUCGUCGACUCUGCCGAGACCAAGCGCAAGGGCCGCAAGGUCGACUCAGGUAUCAGUUUCCCUGACUCCGAAACCCGCCGCCCUUCCUCUAGCAGCAGCAAGAGCAGCAAGAGUUCCUUCUCCGAGGACGCGCCGGUCAAUGAAAUGCGUCGCAAGUCAUCGUCUGGUAUCCUCAAGUCAUCGGGUCUAAUGAAGUUCGCUCGUGACAUGAAGCACCUGGGCUUCUCAAGGACUGAUGUCGACGAGAUGAUCAAGCCAUCUGCUCCUACACCUACGCCUUCCUUCCCGGAGGUCGAGGCAGCCACACCUGACAGAUCAUCCAAGAGUCUACGCAAGAUCCGCAGUUUCAGCAACCUCGGCGGCCUUCGUUCGGCCAACUCAAGCUCGACCUCGCUGGCUAGCAGUGGUUACCGCAGCGACGUCCCCCACUUCGACGCUGAUGAGAUGAAGCGACAACGUCUCAUCUAUGAGGCCAAUGCAGCAAAGCAGCAAAGACCUUGA